Molecule: messenger RNA, 618 nt
Organism: Serendipita indica DSM 11827
Lineage: Eukaryota; Fungi; Basidiomycota; Agaricomycetes; Sebacinales; Serendipitaceae
Source: the annotation of a GenBank genome assembly
AUGUUUGCGUCUUUGGUCGCCUAUUCUGCCCUAUUGCUCGGUACGGGAGCAUUGGCCUUACCACAGGUUUCAUCGAGCGCGGUCGUAACUCCAGAGUCUUGUGGAAUCACAUCCUAUGGACCCUUCAAGCUCUUUGCCACCAGGGCUGAUCUCAAGACGCAUCCCACGUACGAGGUCCGGCUUGUAGCAAAUUCGACGACCCUCCCUGUUACGUCCUACAUGGCAGUCAGCACAACAUCAUCAUGUACCAAUUGCGGAGUUGUACCCUCCUAUUGGACUUUGAUCAACAAGACGCUGAAUCCCUACGACCCAAGCCUCCCUUCAGGGGUUCAUACUAUCAAUAAGCCUGUCGUGGAUCACCAGGACUUGGAGUUUCUUACUAGCAAAGUUCCACCUCCUGCCUCGCCCAUUUACUGCGGUGUGCAAUUGUCUGCGGAUACUUCCCCACUACUCUCGGUUUAUGGAAGUUCCUCUUUGUUUACAAUGUGCGCAUUCACCUCACGGUUACCGCCGGUGACUUUGCUCACUAUCAUCUACGACACGACACCUGUGCAUAUCACCGGUUAUUCGUGCUACCCGGUCAAGCUGACGAUGCAGUCUAUUGGGAUUGUACCCUAA